Molecule: messenger RNA, 249 nt
Organism: Eimeria maxima
Lineage: Eukaryota; Apicomplexa; Conoidasida; Eucoccidiorida; Eimeriidae
Exons: 3
Coding region: 1-249 (82 amino acids)
Source: RefSeq, a predicted model, not a curated record
AUGGUAUAUACGCGACUAAGAGGAAACCCUGAGCUAAGAGCGCAGCAACAUUUUGAUCAUUGCCAAACAGGAAUCAUUGUGAUGAUUGUCUGUAUGGCGGGUAUAAUUCUUCCGCCUGUUGUCUUCUUCUUCUUUAUCCCUAAUUACCUCUUGGUUAGUGACACUCCUCUGUAUGUAAGAGAGGGAGUGUUUGUUGGCAUCAUAGCAGGCUUAGCCCUCAUACCUGCUAUCGUAGGAUACCAUAUGUAA